AUGGGUCUGCUCAUUUAUACUCUUCUAACCCGGAGUGAAGUGCACAAGGCCGGUCAGAGAGCUGGCCUGCAGUGUAAGUCUAUCUCCGCGCUGUCAUCGGGGACCUGUCUGAAGGUGGGCAGAGUUACACCGUCUCGAAGCACUUUCCCCAUCGUGUGCCGUGACCUGGGUUUCUCUCUUGUUGUGCUAAAGCCUGCCAUCACCUGUCAGCUGCACUCAGGGAAGCUGUUCCUCAGUCUCGUCCCCCCCCAAAGAGGCCCUCAGGAGAGCCGUGUGUCCCGCCGGGCCCUGUCUGGAACAGAUGAACUGGGGAGAGCAGCAAUCCCUGUGGGCAUCGCCUCUCCAAUCACUCUCUCCUCAGCCUCUGGGGGGAUCAGGGGAACAAGGCGAGAGUGGAGCGCAGGGAAAGGGAGGGAAGGUGCACCUGCUCCCAAACACAGAGCCAUCCCUCAGCACCUGUCCCGAGGGCCCUCUGACAACACACAGACACACACUGGCACACAGCCCACGCCCCACAGAUCUGCCCUGCGCUGA
This is a messenger RNA of Knipowitschia caucasica, 534 nucleotides long. The record is from the annotation of a GenBank genome assembly. Lineage: Eukaryota; Metazoa; Chordata; Actinopteri; Gobiiformes; Gobiidae.